Molecule: messenger RNA, 1071 nt
Organism: Paralichthys olivaceus (Japanese flounder)
Lineage: Eukaryota; Metazoa; Chordata; Actinopteri; Pleuronectiformes; Paralichthyidae
Gene: opn8a
Product: opsin 8, group member a
Biological process (GO): phototransduction; G protein-coupled receptor signaling pathway; cellular response to light stimulus
Cellular component (GO): plasma membrane
Molecular function (GO): G protein-coupled photoreceptor activity
Source: RefSeq, a predicted model, not a curated record
AUGGAUGAAAAAUACACGUCCAAACUGUCACCUACUGUUGAUUUCUGGGCGGGGAUGUAUCUGGUCAUAAUUGCCGUCCUGUCCGUCUUGGGGAACACCGCCAUCCUGGUCAGCGCGGCCCGUCGCCUCACUCUGCUCAAAGCUCCUGAGCUGCUGACGGUGAACUUAGCCAUCACGGACAUUGGCAUGGCCCUCAGCAUGUAUCCUCUGUCCAUCGCAUCUGCAUUUAACCACGCCUGGAUCGGUGGCGACGCGUCCUGCCUCUACUACGGCCUGAUGGGCAUGAUCUUCAGUAUAACCAGCAUCAUGACACUGGCAGCGUUGGGGAUGGUCAGGUACCUGGUAACAGGAAGUCCACCCAAGACAGGUAUCAAGUUCCAGAGGCGGACUGUGUGCAUUGUGAUCAGUGGGAUCUGGCUGUACGCCGGCCUGUGGGCCUUGUUACCUCUGCUCGGCUGGGGAAGCUACGGCCCGGAGCCGUUUGGACUCUCCUGCUCCAUCGACUGGACCGGUUACGGGGAGUCCCUAAACCACUCCACCUUUAUCAUGACUCUGUCGGUACUCUGCACAUUCCUCCCCUGUCUGGUCAUCGUCUUCACCUAUUUCGGUAUCGCCUGGAAGCUGCACAGAGCCUACCGAUCCAUCCAGAGCAAUGAUUUUCAAUACGGAAACAUUGAGAAGAAAAUCACCCUGAUGGCCGUGUCUAUCAGCAUGGGUUUCCUGAUUUCCUGGACCCCUUACGUGGCUGUGAGUUUCUGGAGCAUGUUUCACUCCCAGGAGCAGAGCCACAUAACUCCUUUCAUCACCCUGUUGCCCUGCCUCUUUGCCAAGAGCGCCACCAUGUACAACCCUUUCAUAUAUUUCAUCUUCAGGCGUGCCGUCUGGCAAGAGCCCCUGCGCCUCCAGAGGCUGUGGUUUUGUUGCACCCAUCAGACCAGUUUGACCAGCUCAGGAGAGAAAAUGGAAAGCAAAACUGUGAAGGGAUCGGACAGCGAAGAUAGGAUGGUUGCAAACUGUGUUGGUCUGAUGGAAGCUCCUUGUGGACAAAGUGAGAUACUCACUUUGGGCUAA